Molecule: messenger RNA, 3683 nt
Organism: Pogona vitticeps (central bearded dragon)
Lineage: Eukaryota; Metazoa; Chordata; Lepidosauria; Squamata; Agamidae
Gene: PAXBP1
Product: PAX3 and PAX7 binding protein 1
Biological process (GO): mRNA splicing, via spliceosome; positive regulation of transcription by RNA polymerase II
Cellular component (GO): nucleus
Molecular function (GO): DNA binding
Source: RefSeq, a predicted model, not a curated record
CUCUCUCUCAGAGGCACACAAACGGCCAUCUGGUACUCGGUCUUCCCGCUGUCUAUGGUCCUGCGGCGAGGUGCUCUAUCCCUCACGCGAACUCGGUGGUAGAGGAAGUGGGUCGCUGCCAUACCUGGCAGUGCUUAUGACGCGAAGGAGAAAAGGAACAAGCGGACGAAGGACUACAGGGGGCGCUGUGGUCAUUUGUGGGCCGGAAUGCUACUGCGGGGAGUGAGCGAGGACUUGAUCCGGGGUGUGUGCGUGCGCUCUCCGCAUCGGCGGCGGCGGCGGUAGUGGUUCUUUUUCGCGCUCGCUCUUUUUUGCGGUACCGUCGGUUUCCCGCGUCAGUGGCCGUUGGGGCCGGGGCGGAAUGUUUCGCAAGGCACGACGCGUGAACGUGCGGAAGCGGAACGACUCGGAGGAGGACGACGAAGAGCGAGACGAGGGGUCGCCGUCCUCCUCGCAGCCGCCACUGCCAGCAGCUGCCGAAGGGCCUGCGGGGGAGGCCGAGCCCCCAGCUCCGAAGCCCCCGCUUCUGCCCCUUCCGACGGGCUGCGUGCCCCUCGUCUCUCCUGCCGCCGCCGCCGCCGCCGCCGCCGGCUUCGCUUUUGGCGGAGCUGAGGCGGUUGGUCGGGGAGAGGCCGGCCUCAUGGCCCCCCAUCUCAACCCGCCCCCGCCGCCGGUUCUCCUUUCUCUCCCGCCUUCCCCGUCGCAGCAGCCGCCGACGUCGGGAAACAACGGGCUUCUCUCGGCGGCUUCCAAGCUCAAGGAGCGGAAAAACAAGAGCAAGGACGCCGCCGCCGCCCCGGGCCCGCCACGCGGGAGCCUCAGUCUCCUCAGCUUCCAGGAUGAAGAGGAAGAAAGUGAAGAAGUUUUUAAAGUGAAGAAAUCAAGUUACAGUAAAAAGAUAGUAAAGCUGCUUAAGAAAGAAUACAAAGAAGACCUUGAAAAAUCCAAGACAAAAUCAGAAACUGUUUCUUCACUAGAUGCUGAACAGUCUGCAGACAAAACAGGGCAAAUUAAAGAUACAACUCUAGAAGAUGGAGCUACAAAUAGUGAACAAGGGGAAGAUGAGAUGGAAGUUGAAAGUGAAAAGGAAGAAGAAAAACCAAAAGCUGCAGGAGCAUUUUCAAGUGCUUUGUCUUCUCUGAAUGUUUUGCGUCCAGGAGAAAUCCCAGAUGCUGCUUUUAUUCAUGCUGCUAGGAAAAAGCGCCAAAUGGCUCGUGAGCUUGGGGACUUUUUACCCCUUGACAGUGAUACCGGGAAAGGACGCCUUGUUAGAGAAGAUGAAAAUGAUGCCAGUGAUGAUGAAGAUGAUGAUGAGAAGCGGAGAAUAGUCUUUUCAGUGAAAGAGAAGUCCCAGAGGCAAAAGAUUGCAGAGGAAAUAGGUAUUGAAGGAAGUGAUGAUGAAGCUCUGAUAGCUGGAGAACAGGAUGAAGAACUCAGUCGAUGGGAACAAGAACAGAUACGUAAAGGCAUUAAUAUACCUCAGGUUCAAGCAACACAGCCUGCAGAAGUGAAUAAUCUAUACUACCAGAAUACUUACCAAACAAUGCCUUAUGGUUCCUCUUAUGGCAUUCCUUAUACAUAUGCUGCUUACGGAGCAUCGGAGACAAAAUCUCAAAAAACAGAUAACACAGUACCUUUCAAAACUCCCAGUAAUGAGAUGACUCCUGUUACUAUUGAUUUGGUAAAGAAACAGCUUAAAGACAGGUUGGACACGAUGAAAGAAUUUCACAAAGCAAAUCAGCAACAAUACGAGAAGCAUCAGCAAAGCCGUGAUGACUCUACCAAGGCAAUUGAAAGACUGGAAGGGUCUUCUGGGGGUGUUGCUGAACGGUAUAAAUUUCUGCAAGAAAUGCGAGGGUAUGUCCAAGACUUGCUUGAGUGUUUCAGUGAAAAGGUGCUCCUGAUAAAUGAACUUGAAUCAGCCAUGCACCAGCUGUACAAACAGCGAGCUUCCCGCCUUGUCCAAAGACGACAAGAUGAUAUAAAAGAUGAAUCUUCGGAGUUUUCAAGCCAUUCAAAUAAAGCACUGAUGGCACCAAACCUUGAUUCUUUUGGACGAGACAGAGCACUGUAUCAGGAGCAUGUAAAAAGACGGACUGCUGAAAGGGAAGCUAGAAGAGCUCGUCGUAGACUUGCUAGAGAGCAAUCUGGAAAGAUGGCUGAUCAUCUUGAAGGCCUUUCCAGUGAUGAUGAAGAAACUUCAACAGAUACUACAAACUUCAAUAUGGAACGAGAUCGCAUUUUGAAGGAGUCUAGCAAAGUUUUUGAAGAUGUGUUAGAAAACUUUUCCUCCAUUGACUGCAUUAAGACACAGUUUGAAGCCUGGCGUUCUAAGUAUUUAUCUUCUUACAAGGAUGCUUACAUUGGUCUUUGUCUACCUAAGCUGUUAAAUCCUUUAAUAAGACUUCAGUUACUUACAUGGAAUCCUCUGGAGGAAAAGUGCCAAGAUUUUGAGAGUAUGUUGUGGUUUGAAUCCUUGCUAUUUUAUGGAUGUGAAGAGUAUGAUCAAGAAAAAGAUGAUGCUGAUGUUUCCUUGUUGCCUACUAUUGUGGAAAGAGUGCUCUUACCUAAAUUAACAGUACUUGCAGAAAAUGUAUGGGAUCCAUUUUCCACAACCCAGACAUCUAGAAUGGUAGCUAUUACCCAAAAACUAAUCAGUGGCUAUCCUUCUGUAGUACAUGCAGAAAACAAAAACACACAGACCUUAUUAAAAGCCCUCCUGCUUAGAAUGAGGAGAACAUUAGAUGAUGAUGUAUUCAUGCCGCUUUAUCCCAAAAGUGUCCUAGAAAACAAGAACUCCGGUCCUUAUUUGUUUUUUCAGCGUCAGUUUUGGUCUUCAGUUAAGUUAUUGGGAAACUUUCUGCAGUGGUAUGGCAUCCUUUCCAACAAAACCCUACAAGAGUUAGCAAUAGAUGGCUUGCUAAACAGAUACAUUUUAAUGGCUUUCCAGAAUUCUGAAUAUGGUGAUGACAGCAUUAAGAAAGCUCAAAGUGUAAUCAGCUCCUUUCCUAAACAGUGGUUCACUAAUCUUAAAGGAAAUAAGACAAUAUCUCAUCUAGAAAACCUUUGUAGAUAUCUUGUUCAUCUUGCUGAUACACUAUACAGAAACAGCAUUGGAAGCUCUGAUGUAGAAAAAAGGAAUGCAAGGGAGCAUAUAAAGCAGAUAAUAAAACUUCUAUCAAGUAUUCGAGCACUGGACCAUGCUGUAACAGUAGCAAAUGACCAUAAUGUGAAAGAAUUAAAAAUUUUAAGCGAAGGGAAAUAAAAUUUUGUCAGUUAAUUCUGGAAUAUGAAAUCAUUCCUGAAAUGUAAUUGUGUACAUAUGUAAAGUUUUCUUAAUCUGUAAACAACUGAUUGUUUUUAAUACAAAGUGCAUUCUUAUAUACAGCAUCUGUAGUUGUAUUAAUGUCUUUAAGAAAGUGAAAAGAACACCAGGAAAAUGUCCCACCUGCAUCUUGUAUACAAAGACUUUUAUACCCUUGGUGGCUUUCUUAACAGAAAGUUCUGUACUGUAAGAUGCAUUUAACAUUGGAUGAUCCUCUGAUAUUUAAACUCCUCAUAGUUGUGUUUAAAAUAAUGGCAUAUUUUGAAGUCAGAAUUUCAGUUGCUGGGAUCUGGUAAUAAAAUUGGAAAAAAUGUGAAUAUGAUAUGACAUUGAUAAUAGUAAAGAAUCUUCCAAAUCA